Messenger RNA from Sclerotinia sclerotiorum 1980 UF-70, 180 nucleotides. RefSeq lists its product with no specific name. NCBI's taxonomy places the organism in Eukaryota, Fungi, Ascomycota, Leotiomycetes, Helotiales, Sclerotiniaceae. The coding region runs from base 1 to 180 and encodes 59 amino acids. The transcript has 3 exons. The record is from RefSeq and is a predicted model, not a curated record.
AUGCUUAAGUAUUCCAAGAGAUCAACUCGCUAUGCGCGCAAAUGUAAUCAGAUUGAUUUCGCCCCUUGCGGGUCGGCCUGUUAUCCAUUAUCCGGAUCUUAUUUCCGAUCUAACCGUGUUCUCCGUGCUUUAGCGAGAUUUGGUUUCUCAUUCAGCCGGGACUUCCAUAAAGAUCUUUAA